This is a messenger RNA of Cynara cardunculus var. scolymus (artichoke), 1257 nucleotides long. RefSeq names its product protein FLUORESCENT IN BLUE LIGHT, chloroplastic-like. Lineage: Eukaryota; Viridiplantae; Streptophyta; Magnoliopsida; Asterales; Asteraceae. Gene Ontology annotation, biological process: chlorophyll biosynthetic process. Gene Ontology annotation, molecular function: protein binding. Bases 71 to 1024 code for a protein of 317 amino acids. The record is from RefSeq and is a predicted model, not a curated record. The transcript is spliced from 5 exons.
AUAUCACCGUAUUAGAUUUCCCAGAUCAUCAGAGUGUUGUACUAGUCGAGUCGCAAGUAUUCUAUCCACAAUGGCGGUGGUCGCCGGUUGCUCCACCUGUGUUCCUUUCCGUCCAACUUCCAUAACCUCCGGAAAGCUAGUUUCUCUUGUAAUGAAUGUCCAAAACUUUGCAUUCCUUAGAGAUGAAUGUUCUAGAACUUUGAGAACCCAUAGAGAUUUACUUGGCAUCAAUGCUGUGCAUAAGAAGGUAGAUCAUUGUGAGGGAUCAAGAGCUGCUGAAAUUGGUCAAGGGUUUUAUGAAACUAUAAACGAACCCUUCGUUUCGCAUCAGACAGACAGGCUUGUAGGAUCCUUGCCGGCAGGAGUCUUAGUCGCUAAUGCGUUGUUAUUAACUGCACCAUUAGAAGCCUUGGCGGAAACCUGUGAGGGGCAACAAUCCAUAUUUAACAUGAACAUGCCCCUGUUGCUACUUGUUGCCCUCAUUGGUGCCACUGUUGGAGGACUACUUGCUAGGCAAAGAAAAGCAGAACUACAACGGCUAAACGAACAGCUUCGCCAGAUCAAUGCAGCUCUAAAAAGGCAAGCAAAGAUAGAGUCGUAUGCACCCGCUUUAAGUUACGCUCCUGCUGCCGCUAGAGUACCUGAGAAUGAAGUGAUUGUUGAUCCAAGGAAGCAAGAGCUGACAUCCCAUCUGAAAAAUGGCAAGAAUUUCCUCAGAAAUCAUAAUCCAGAUAAGGCAUUUCUUGAAUUCAAGACUGCACUUGAGCUUGCUCAGAACAUUAAAGAUCCAAUUGAGGAAAAGAAGGCUGCAAGAGGAUUAGGAGCAUCGUUGCAAAGGCAAGGCAAGCAUCGAGAAGCCAUUAAAUACCAUAUGAUGGUUUUGUCGGUCUCGGAAAGAGAAGGAGAAGACUCCGGAAACACAGAGGCAUUCGGAGCCAUUGCUGAUUGUUACACCGAGAUUGGUGAUCUAGAACGAGCAGCUACUUUCUACGACCAAUAUAUUGCUAGAUUACAAGCAGAUUGAUUUAUUUCUUUACAACAUCAGGAACAUAAUUUUUGUAGCAGAGGCCUGUAAUGGUUUGUGGUUGUGUAUCACUCUUUUGGUUUCUUGUAAAAGCUUCAUGUGUGAUUUUUGAAGAUCUGUACGGAUCUUGCUAGUUAUCUAUCUUCUACAUAAAUAGACGUUACUCUUUUGGUUUCUUGUAAAAGGGUUAUGUGUGAUUUUUGAAGAUCUGUAUGGAUCUUGCUGGUUAUCUA